CCAUGCAUCACUCCCUCCAUUUAAUUCCCUUUGCCAUCUUCACUACGAAACUCAACAACCCCCCAACCGCACUUUCCCUUCCUCUUCUUCUUUUUCUACUUCUUCUUCUUCUUAUUAUUAUUCUUCUUCUUCCUCUGUUUUCAUUGCUAAUUUCAAAUGUUGCCGGAAAAACUCUCCUCCGGUGGCAGCCGGCACCCAAAACCUAUAUCAGAUCAUAGUCAACACCCACUCAAAUGCCCUCGUUGUGAUUCCCCCAACACCAAAUUCUGUUACUACAACAAUUAUAGCCUAACUCAGCCUAGGUAUUUCUGCAAGACCUGUCGCAGAUACUGGACCAAAGGUGGGGCGUUGCGCAAUGUUCCAGUCGGCGGUGGCUGCCGGAAAAACAAGAAGCUUAAAUCGUCGUCGUCUUCGUCGUCAUUGAGGCUGCCGUCGUCGUCCAAGGAUGACUCAGGUUCGUCUAAUUUGGAAAUUGGCCGGUUGGGUUUCUUCGUCAAUGGUUUUUCGUCGGGUCAAUUGAGUGGAAGUCGAAAUUCGUCUUUCUCCUCUGCUCCGUCGAUGGGUCUCUACGAUCAGUUUGGAGGGUUUUCUCUUGAUCAAUCGAGAAGUUUAAAUAAUUCCUUCAUUCCUUCAACUGGGUUUGUUAAUUCGCUGAAUGUAGACACGAGUCUUGCGUCUUCGAUUGAAUCUUUGAGCUCUAUGAACCAAGACCUUCACUGGAAAUUACAGCAGCAAAGGCUAGCGAUGCUAUUUGGAUCAGGACAUAACAAUACCGCCAUUGAUAAAAACAGGGGAGUUUCCUCUCCAAUCGCAUUUGAAGAUCACGGCCAAGAACUGAACCCAGGCUCGUUUCGGAAUCUGGAGAUUUUGAAACCGGAGGCUUGCAAUAAUUCUUCCGAUUUCAGUAAUGCAAGAAAAGAAACCGUCGUCGUUGCCGGAGCCAGAGCAGGAGGAGAAUCUGCGGUGGCGGACGAGUGGUUCUUUGGGGAUUCUUAUACGGCCCCCUCAAUGACGACGGGAACGGCGGCAGCAGGAUAUAACUCCGGCGACAGCGCCGCCCGGUGCGAUGAUGUUCAGGAGUGGCACGAUUUGCAUCCAUACACCCAUUUACCGUAGACUGGGAGGUAAGCCAUCCCCCACCCACAAAGAAAUUAUUAAGAAAAGAAAAACGUUGAUGUAAAAUAUGAUCAACGUUUUCAGCUGAAUUUUCUGACGGUUAUUUGUUAGAGAACACAAACCAAAAUUGGAAAUGAGUGUAUAAAUUCAAAGUGCUCUAUAAACUUCAAAUUAUCAUAUGAUUGAGAAUUGUUAUCAA
Cucumis melo (muskmelon) is the source of this 1315-nucleotide messenger RNA. Its product is annotated as dof zinc finger protein DOF5.7. The transcript has a single exon. The record is from RefSeq and is a predicted model, not a curated record. Lineage: Eukaryota; Viridiplantae; Streptophyta; Magnoliopsida; Cucurbitales; Cucurbitaceae. The coding region runs from base 157 to 1116 and encodes 319 amino acids. Gene Ontology annotation, molecular function: DNA binding; DNA-binding transcription factor activity. Gene Ontology annotation, biological process: regulation of DNA-templated transcription.